CUGGUUUAAAAAUACACAGAGGAAGUGAGUUUGAGGGCGCCUGAAAGAGGAAGAGAUGGUGAAGAAGGCACCUCAGCACUGAUGUCUGAAGCCCCUCUCGGACCAACCAAGACAACCAAGAUGACGGAGGUGCCCAAGAAGGCCAGCAAAAAAUUCAAGUUCUUCAAGUUCAAGGGCUUUGGUAGUCUCUCCAGUCUUCCUCGGUCCUUUACUCUGAGACGGUCCUCAACUGCCUACAGUAUCCGGUCCUAUCUGGAACGUGACGACUUUGAGGCCACACAGGAUGACAUGGUGACAGUUCCCAAGAGUCCCCCAGCCUAUGCCCGCUCCAGUGACAUGUACAGCCACAUGGGCACCAUGCCUCGUCCUAGCAUCAAAAAGUCUCGAGACCGACAGUCUAUAAUGGAGACCCCAGAGGGGGAUCCUGAGUCCCCUCUGGUACCCCAAGUUCUGACCAACCCUCCAGACAUGGAGGCAGCCAAGGAAGUAGUGAUGGAGACAGAUGCCCCCCUGAAGGAUACUCCAGCAGUGGGACCUGGCCCUUCAGCAGUGAAGACGGACCUGGAAAAAAAGCCUGAGGAUACCAGGGCAGACAAGAGAGUAGAGAGUGCCCCCAGAAAUAUGUCCCCAGAAAGACUUUGCAUUGAAUGCCAACUCUUGCUGUCUCCUGCCCAGUUCUCCAAGGAGAAGUAUAUCCUGGACUCAUCACCAGAGAAACUGCACAAGGAAUUGGAGGAAGAACUUAAACUCAGCAGCACAGACCUCCGCAGCCAUGCCUGGUACCAUGGUCGCAUCCCCCGGGAGGUUUCGGAGACUCUGGUUCAGCGUAACGGUGACUUCCUCAUCCGAGACUCACUCACCAGCCUGGGGGACUAUGUACUCACAUGCCGCUGGCGCAACCAGGCCCUGCACUUCAAGAUCAACAAGGUGGUAGUGAAGGCAGGCGAGAGCUACACCCACAUCCAAUACCUCUUUGAGCAGGAGAGCUUCGACCACGUGCCUGCGCUGGUGCGGUAUCAUGUGGGCAGCCGCAAGGCGGUGUCCGAGCAGAGUGGCGCCAUCAUCUACUGCCCAGUCAACCGCACUUUCCCCCUGCGCUACCUGGAGGCCAGCUAUGGUCUAAGCCAGGCCAGCAGCAAAGUGGGCAGCCCUGCCAGCCCCUCGGGCUCCAAGGGCAACCACAUGAAGCGACGCAGCAUCACCAUGACAGAUGGGCUCACCAGCGACAAGGUCACCCGAGGUGAUGGCUGCUCUGCCAGCGCAUCACUGCCCCACCCCCGGGAAUCCAUCCGCAACUGUGCUCUCAGUAUGGAUCAGAUCCCAGACUUGCACUCACCUAUGACCCCCAUCUCUGAGAGUCCCAGCUCCCCUGCCUACAGCACUGUGACCCGUGUCCAUGCUGCCCCCGCUGUCCCCUCAGCCACAGCACUGCCUGUCUCUCCUGUCACUCGCCGCUCCAGUGAGCCCCAGCUGUGUCCUGGAAGUGCCCCAAAGCUCCCUGGGGAAUUGGACAAGGUCUCUUAUACCAGCCCCUCCCACACCCUCUGCAACGCUUCCCCAUCACCUUCGCUCAGCAGCUACAGUGAUCCAGACUCAGGCCAUUACUGCCAGCUCCAGCCUCCUGUCCGUGGCAGCCGUGAGUGGUCGGCAUCUGAGGCCUCCAGCCAACAGACCCGGAGUUAUGGGGAGAGACUAAAGGAACUGUCAGAAAGUGGGGCCUCAGAAGGAGACUGGGGCAGAGCCUUCACAGCCCCCAUUGUGGAAGCCACCUCUUCCUUCAACCCAGCCACCUUUCAGUCCCUGCUGAUCCCCAAGGAUAACCGUCCCCUGGAGGUGGGGCUCCUGCGCAAGGUCAAGGAGCUGCUGGCAGAGGUGGAUGCCCGGACACUGGCCCGACACGUCACCAAGGUUGACUGCUUGGUUGCUAGGAUACUGGGCGUUACCAAGGAGAUGCAGACCCUAAUGGGAGUCCGCUGGGGCAUGGAGCUGCUCACCCUCCCCCAUGGCCGGCAGCUACGACUAGACCUGCUGGAAAGGUUCCACACCAUGUCCAUCAUGCUGGCUGUGGACAUCCUGGGCUGCACAGGCUCUGCGGAGGAGCGGGCAGCACUUCUGCACAAGACCAUCCAGCUGGCGGCUGAGCUCCGUGGGACCAUGGGCAACAUGUUCAGCUUUGCUGCCGUCAUGGGCGCCCUGGACAUGGCCCAGAUUGCCCGGUUGGAACAGACAUGGAUGACCCUGCGGCAGCGACACACAGAGGGUGCCAUUCUCUAUGAAAAGAAGCUCAAGCCAUUUCUGAAGAGCCUUAAUGAGGGCAAAGAGGGCCCGCCACUGAGCAACACCACGUUUCCUCACGUGUUGCCACUCAUCACGCUGCUGGAGUGUGACUCAGCACCAGCAGAGGGCCCCGAGCCCUGGGGCAGCACAGAGCAUGGCGUGGAGGUGGUGCUGGCCCAUCUGGAGGCUGCCCGCACGGUGGCCCAUCACGGAGGCCUGUACCACACCAACGCUGAGGUCAAGCUUCAGGGAUUCCAGGCCCGGCCGGAGCUCUUGGAAGUGUUCAGCACCGAGUUCCAGAUGCGCUUGCUCUGGGGCAGCCAGGGCGCCAGCAACAGCCAGGUCCGGCGCUAUGAGAAGUUUGACAAGGUCCUCACGGCCUUGUCCCACAAGUUGGAGCCUGCUGUUCAUUCCAGUGAGCUGUGACCCUCUGAGGUCACUGGCCCCUGCAAUCACAGGUAGCACUGCGGACAGCCGGGUACAGAGCUCUUCCCAGAGCACCCCAAGGACACUGUGAUGAGCCCAAGAAUGUUCUGUGUUCAAAUCCAGGAUCUCCCUUGCGCCUUCUAAAUCCAGUGUAGGCUCUGGGCUCCAUCCCACUGGCUACACAUCCACCAAGUCUCCACCUAGGAUGAACUGGAGCCCUGUUCCUGCUUCCAGUGUCUGCUUUCUCUCCUUGCUGCUCUGCCCUAUGUGGAAGCCACAGAAGGUUUCUCCAGCCUCCUCAGGCUUUUCUAGGCAUCAUUCCCCACCCACACCAAGGCCUCCAUCUGGCUGUAAAUAAGUCUGUCUGUUCUGUAAAUAGAUGUACAGAAGCCAUGUUCUUUCUUUCAUAUAAUAAACUUUUAUGACUCUU
This is a messenger RNA of Erinaceus europaeus (western European hedgehog), 3133 nucleotides long. RefSeq names its product SH2 domain containing 3C (gene SH2D3C). The transcript is spliced from 11 exons. Gene Ontology annotation, biological process: positive regulation of peptidyl-serine phosphorylation; small GTPase-mediated signal transduction. Bases 82 to 2703 code for a protein of 873 amino acids. Gene Ontology annotation, molecular function: guanyl-nucleotide exchange factor activity; phosphotyrosine residue binding. Lineage: Eukaryota; Metazoa; Chordata; Mammalia; Eulipotyphla; Erinaceidae. The record is from RefSeq and is a predicted model, not a curated record.